AUGAAUGUUUCUACGCGCUUCAUAUACCUUAGAACAUGAAAAUUGACCGUUUCUGAUUUUCAGUUGACAAACGAAAUUGGCUACGACGGACAUGCAACAUUCAGUAGAGAUGGAAGCAAAAUCGUUUUCGAAGCAUCUCGACCGAAAACUGAUGCGGAAUUGGAACGUUACACGAAGAUGCUUAGCUAUAAUUUGGUGUCGCCUAAAGAACUCGAGCUUUUCGUGAUGAAUGCUGAUGGAUCGAAUGUUACGCAAUUGACCCACCUCGGUGGUGCUAACAUCUCGCCAUACUUUCUCAAAGAUGGAAAACGCGUUAUAUUCGCAUCAAAUCAUGCAAUGGACAGGAAAUGUUGCGAUUUCGCGUUGUACUUGAUCGAUUUAGAUGGAAAAAACCUUGAAAAGGUAACAGGCCAAAAUGGUAGUGCUGAUGGCUUCCCAACGUUCGAUGGAAACCAAAGACGAAUGAUUUGGGCAAGUCGAAGAAAUGGCACUCAUCAAGGCGAAACGAACAUUUUUAUCGCCGACUGGAUUGAUUAA
Molecule: messenger RNA, 537 nt
Organism: Anisakis simplex (herring worm)
Lineage: Eukaryota; Metazoa; Nematoda; Chromadorea; Rhabditida; Anisakidae
Source: the annotation of a GenBank genome assembly